AUGGGAUUUUUGAGUGGUGUUCUCAGCAACAUCAAAGAGCAUUUAGGGCAGCAUAAAGAGACUUUAAAUGAAACAAUUGACAUUCUUAACACCAAUAAACACGCCGGUAAAAACGGUUUUAAUGCUGCGAUUGGAAGGGUGGUCGCAGGGGUGCGGGGGUAUAAUGAGAAGGUGAGGGAGAGUAAUCAAGCUGUAAGAAAUGUCAUUGACACUUUCACACAACAAAUGAAAGAGAUCAAAGCAUCGGUAAGUGGAAUUAGUAUUAGUAAUGCUGUUGCAGGUGAAAUUAACAUGGCCGUGAGUCAAGUAGAUGCGCAUAUGCAGACAUGCCUCCAACAAGCGCAGUCAUACGAUGAUGGCAUGGCAGCUGAGAAGAAGAAUAUAGACGAUUUACAAACGGACUUGCAAACUAAAAUUAAUAAUGCUAGUGAUGCAAUUACAUAUCAGUAUUGGCGGCUUGGUGAAGUAUGGAAAAUAGAACAACUUCAUAUAAAGCAUGCCAGUGAGUUGAUAGAAACUCAACUGAAUGCUGCUAGAAAUACAAUAAAUGAGAUGGCCGUUGAGAACAUUAAAGCGUUCGUAAGCGUAAUAUGCGAGAAGAUAUCUGAAAUUAAACAGAAACUCUCAGAUAUAAAUGGGUUGUUGACACAUUAUGUCAAUGAACUUAACGAGUGGAUCACGAAAGCAGACAAGGUUGUCAUAGUUGCGUUAAAUAAAGUUGAACAAGUAUUGUGUGAAGCUACGGGCCAAUCUAAAACUCAAUAUGUAGAGAAACUCAAAGAGGCCGUUCUGACUUUGGAAAGAAAAGGAGUGGCUUUGUAUGAGGCUUAUGAGAUAGCUGAAAAAGCCCUGCCGCAUCUGAUAAAAAAUGUUAAAACUGCGGUUACAGGAUUAGAUGGAGUUAUCGUAAAAGGUCUGCAGAGAUUGGAAGGAGAAAUCAAAGAAAAGUUGAAGGAGUAUAUAGAGUGGGCUCGCGUGGAGUUUGAUGAAAUUAAGAGGAACACACUAGAGCAGACUUCUGGCGGUAGCGAUAAUAGUAUCCAACACAAUUUGGGUAUGCUGAAGAUUGUGGUUAAUGGACUUAUCAAAAAAAUUAAUGGGACUGGAGCAGGGAAAGAAAAAGGGCAUCCAAAGCAUGACGGCCUUGAAGGGAUAAAAGAACGAUUGAAGGAGUAUGCUCAAAAACUUACAACGGAUGCGUUUGCAAUAACGGUGGAGAGCUGGUUGAAUAAGAUUUUGGAAAAGAACGAUACAGUAAAUAUGCAUAUAGACUGGUACAUUCAGAGUAAUAACCUUAGUAGUGCGCAGCGUGGCAACGAAUUGGAACAGAAGCGGAAGGAAGUUAUCGCUGAUAUAAUACCGAAGAUAGUGAAACUUGUUAAAGAAGGUAACAUACAAAAACCAGCCGUCAGUGGAAACGUUGCUUCAAUGCUAUCAGAAAUUAAUAGGUUCCAUGAUGAAGUAGCUGCUGCAAUUGAGAAAGGCGUUAGUCCGGAUAAUGCAAAUGUUAUAGCUACAGAAGUUGAAAAAAAAUUUUUGACAUCACGAGCCUCCGCAGUUCAGUCUAAAGACUAUCUGCAAUCUGCUAUUCGAACUGCAUUAGCACAACUUAGUCUCGUAGUGAGAAAAUCGGCAGAUGAGAUCAAGGCAUUCACCACCGAAAACCAUAGCAACGGUAUAGUUGCCUACAACUUAGGAAAAAAUGUAGACGACGCUAUAAGCAAAGCUAAUGAAAUAUGGACUGAACUUACGGAUGAUGCGAAAUACGGAGGAAAGCUACGCACGGCGUUGUUAACCGUAAAGGAUAAGAUCAAGCAGCUUGACAAAAUUUUAACAACCGAGGAAGUUGAUAAUGACAUCGAAGUAAUCAUGAUGGAUUACCUGAAAGCCGAUAGGCAGAAGUUGAAGACAAAAAUGACGGAUUAUAAUAUAUAUGUUGAAAGUAACGGUACGCUUGGCAAGGCUAUUAGACAAGUUCAUGAAAAGGCGUUAGACGCAUUCAUUGUUCCGGUAAACGUAAAACAAAUUAAUAUUUCUACGAUAAAAUCUACAGCACAGCUAAUUACGACUCACAUCACAAACUUCUGUGACACCAUAAGAAACGCCGCUGACGCCGAUCACAAUAGUGCUAAGGCGAAGUUAUUAGAGUUGAGAAGAAUGCUUGCUAAAGGAAAUACCGAAUUGCCAGGUGGUCUAGAGGAAUUUCACUCACUGAUGUAUGAGUUGCAAACCAAACACAUACGCCCUCGUGUUGACGAAGCUCAAGAAAUUGUUAACGAUGCCGGUAGAUACGGUAACAUUAUAAUCGAGCAACUCUCCGAGAAAAUCACUGAACAAUUUGACAGAGCCAUGUCCAGCAUAACCAACCACCUGAAAUUGAGAUACGCCAAAUUUAUUGCAUCCCAACUUGUGGAAUUCGCCGACAAAGUCAACAAGGAACUCGAACAUCUGCCUGCACAAAUCGCAGACGAUGCAAACAAAUGCUACAAGGGAUUCAUGAAGGAGUUGUAUGAUAAAGCAGUCUUGCAUCUCAAUGCAGCAUCACAGCGCACUGAUGUUCUGCUUGACUUUUCAUCCGACGUUAACAUCUUCUUUAGCGCUUUGUUUGCCACACUUGACACUAACACUCAAAUCAUGCCUGAACCUGUUAAAAUCACAGAACUUCUCCAAUCGUUUGGUGCAUUAUUUACAGGAUUAUCCCGUUUCAACCGCCCCUUCCUCUCCAACCUCUCCUCCCUUUCCUCCCUCCUCGCAACCAUCCGCCCCGCAUCCUACGCCGACGCUAGCAACCCCCUGCUCGAGUGUCUUAGAAAGGGCGUGCAGAGGAUGCACGGUGAGCUGGAAAAGGCGUACGUGAGCGUGUAUGAUAGUGAGACCUUCUACGGUGAGCUAGUAAAAAACCUUCAACACGUCUCCAGCACUAGUGACGUUAACAUGAAAUAUGAUCUGACUGACGAAGGCACCAGGUUGUCUAAGGUGUUCCUCACGGUGCUCCGCACCUUGGACGUUUCGCUGCAUACGUUGAAAUCUAACUGCAAGAGUUUGCCAAAGAAACGAAUCAACAGAGAUACUGACAUUGGCGAUCUGUUAGCCGAGCAAGGUUACAAAGUGUCGGAUAACGGGGAGCAAAAUGGCGAGCUGCAAGACAGAAGUGAUAUGACCGGCGAGCAUAUCCUAGGCCGACUUAUCGGUCGCAGUGGGAAAGUGUACAGCAGCCACGAUGAUGCAAGAGAGAAAGGACCACUUAAUACGCUUUCUAGUUACCUUAAGCAGUACUACGACGUCUGCCACCAAGCACUCCGGCCCAAAUCACGUCUGCCGUGUAAUGUUCAUGAAAUGCUUGUAUGGUUCACCGGCCUCCCACAUCACCCCGUUUACGAGGAGCUGUUACAGAACGGCCUCAGUGCGCCGUUUGAGAAUCCAUCUAAGCAGAGAGUUGUGGACGAUGACGGCCUUGAGCUGACGUUAACAGACACGCGGGUGGAAUCCAUAACGGCACAUCCGAGCAACAUUACGUACAACAGCGUGAACACAGCGUUGCAACAUCUGUGUACGAAAUCGUAUGAUCUGCUCACCACCGUCAUGGGCCACGGCAACGCCGAGACAGUGUACGCGGUCGACUUCCACACAAACUACUUCAACCUCAAAUAUCCCACUUCCGGUGAGGAAUGUCUGCAAACCAUUCUCGAUAUUCUGCGUCGUAUGUUGCCGCCACUGAGAUACUUGUAUUACCAAUGCAGUCUAGGCACAAACCACGGUGGAUGGGCGCAAUGCCUAUACGGCAGAGAUAUCAAGACGAACAAAUGGCCAUGCAAAAAUCACUCAACGGAUGAACCAAAAUGCCAACCAAACGACAAAGUAACGUGCCGACCAAAUUGUCAACCAACGUCUCCAUUAAUGUCGUAUCUGGGUGACUGUCUAACUGGUCACUUGCCUCACAAGCUGACUUCCAUCGGCUGCCGGUCCGUUUGCUCAACGUGUCCAUCUGUCGCUAAACUCGGAAUGCCAUGCGUCACUCCCCUCGGUUUCAGGGCGUUCUCGGGAUCUACCAAAACUGGUAGAGAUAUAUAUGAGAUUUUGAAACUGCUGUUUGGUAGCGGCCUAGUGUCGUCCCUUUUGUGCCUUGUACCCAGCCCGCCGAGCACGCUGCCUGAGCACUUCCAGUUUGCGUUGGCGUUAACUCAUGUAUUGCAUAAUACGAAAAAUGCAACUGCGCAGGACGUUACGACAGCUUUUAACACAUCAAUCAACGCGGUGUCCAUCGACCUGUAUAAAGACUCAAACAAACUUACAAGUGCGCUUGAUGCCGCGUAUGGUAGCAACCAGAGUAGUCAUGAUAAAAGUAAGCAUAACCCCAAAUCGGCUGAUAUGUCAAGCCUCUCAAUGGACGAGUCAUGUAUGCUUGCUAACGAAGACAACGUUAACUGCGGGCCUUACCUUCAGACUCUAUUUUGCGACUCGUAUCACUAUCUGGCAAAGAAGCAUUGCAACCUCUACCUAUCAUGGGCCGUGUAUUUACCAUGGUCUUUGUAUAGCUAUCUGAAAUCAUUGUUCGAUUCGCAUAGCAGUAUCUCUUGUCAAGAUUGGGGAUGCAGCAGAUGUGUCGACGGCAUUUCUUGUAGACCGGGCAAACACGGCGAUAUAUACAGCUGUCGGUGCCGAUCGCUGGUGGGAUGCCGUGGUGUGCUGAGCACUUUAUACAACUACGGCUUCACAUUUGGCGACGCCGAAAAAUUGUUGUCUGAUGAUCAAAGAAGAUACUGCCGUAACCUCUACGCGCAAUUACAGAACGUACUAACAUCGCAACACUUCACCAAAUUAUUUGAAGAAUGUGACAACUUCAUUUGGACCAUCAGACAACCGUUCACCUACUUGGUUCUCGCACUCUGGUCACUCUCCCUCUUCUACCUCAUCUGCGUAAUGGUUGGCAGACUGGAUGUGCUCCACAUACGCUCACACCUGAGGAUACCGUCGUCGCACAAGAUAACGGCGCAGUCAUUGUUGGCGGCGGCGCAAGUCGGAAGGCUUGCCAAGAUAUCGUAUCUACAACCGUGA
Molecule: messenger RNA, 5055 nt
Organism: Babesia bigemina
Lineage: Eukaryota; Apicomplexa; Aconoidasida; Piroplasmida; Babesiidae
Exons: 1
Coding region: 1-5055 (1684 amino acids)
Source: RefSeq, a predicted model, not a curated record